This is a messenger RNA of Cylicostephanus goldi, 429 nucleotides long. NCBI's taxonomy places the organism in Eukaryota, Metazoa, Nematoda, Chromadorea, Rhabditida, Strongylidae. The record is from the annotation of a GenBank genome assembly.
AUGGGUGACCAGUCACCGACGACUCCUGAACCCGCAGGCAAUUUGGUACAAAUGCCGAAAGAGUACACUUUUUGGUCGCUUAAAUUGCUGCAGCUGCGACUAGCAUAUUCGAGCCCUCUAGAAUCCUCGACGCAUGAGGGAUCCGCUCAAUAUCCGAUCAUUCAGGCAUCUGCUGCGCCUGGACCAAGAUCUACCACGAAUGUGCUGGCCGCGUUGACCUCAUUAAUGGAGUUCAUGCCGCAGGAGGAAGAAUUUAGAGCGAAUCUCGAGAGGGCGAUUACCCUCCUGACCCAGCGCAACGAGCUACUGGUCGUUGUGAAUUCGGAUCCAGACGUUGAGUUCUUCGAGCUGCAAUCGAAGGCCGAUUCGAUGCAAGCAAGUCUCAAACGCAAUAUUGAUCGCCAUCCUCGCCGACAAGAAGAAAAAUGA